GCGGAGGGAUAGGAGCGCGGCGGGCGUCGUCGCUGCCGCUGCCGCUGUCAUCCCUUGCGAAGGCGCCGGCGCGGCCGUGCGUGGCGGCUUGGCAUUGCACCGAGCCCCGGAGCCUGGGGCCUUCCCGCAGCACCCUUUGCCGGAGGAGCGACGCCCCCGUGGCUGCUCCUCUGCCUCUCCCUUCCUCGAUCGUUGCAAGGCCGCUGGGUUGGCAGCCCUUCGUAAGACCCCCCCGCCCCUGCCCGAGCACGCCCCCCUUCUUGUGCAUGCCUCUUUUCUCCUGAAAUGAUAUAAUUCUCGUUAUUUCCCCCCUUUCCCGAUUCCUCCUUUGCUUGCAACGUUGCGCCCCGAUCCCAUCUCCGAGCGCCCUCCUCCCCGCUUUUGCACGCCCACAUUUCCUAAACGGGGGCUUUGAUGAGAAAGGGAGCGAUCCUCAGCAAGUAAUCCCAUGUUAGCCGGUGGGGCUUGCUCCAAGGGAAGCGUCUUUAGGAUUGGCAGCCAAAACCGCCUACUCAGCGCAGCCUCUGGACCGCUGACUCUGGUCCAGCAUUGCCACAUCUGGAAAGGCGUCUCUUCUGCAGGUUUCAGAACACCCUGUCAGCAGCACCCCUCUGCCACCUUUCCUGGUAUCCUCCAGCAGUCAGGCCACCUUUUACAUUGAGCUUCCCAGGGUUUCAGCCCAGUCCAGCCCUGCUGUGUCCCUCCCCCCUGGCCCCCAGAUCUCUCUACGCUGAAGGCUUCCUAUCUCCAGGGGUUUUUUCCUUGUGCUUGAGCAGCUGGUCCCUAACCAAAGAGGAGAGGAUUCUCGGCUGUUUCAUUGCCCAGGUCUGCUCGGUAGAGAACCACGAGCCCCCAGUCUGACACAGGAACUGCCUGCCUCACCACGCUUUGCUGGGGUGCCACCCUCUGUCCCUGUCGCUGAGAUGAGCUUCUUUGGGUUUGGACAGAGUGCGGAGUUGGAACUGGUGCUGAGCGAUGCAGAGAGCAGGCGCCGGGCAGAACAUAAGACUGAGGAGGGCAAGAAGGAGAAAUAUUUCCUCUUUUAUGACGGCGAGACGGUUUCGGGGCGGGUCAUUCUCACCCUCAAGCACCCCAACAAGCGGUUGGAACACCAGGGCAUCAAGGUGGAGUUCAUUGGACAAAUUGAGCUAUAUUACGACCGAGGAAACCACCAUGAAUUUGUCUCCCUGGUGAAAGACUUGGCUCGUCCUGGUGAGUUCACCCAGUCGCAGACUUUUGACUUCGAAUUCACACAUGUGGAGAAACCGUACGAGUCCUACACAGGGCAGAAUGUGAAACUAAGGUACUUCCUUCGUGCCACUAUUAGCCGCAGAUUGAACGAUGUUGUGAAGGAGAUGGACAUUGUUGUGCACACGCUGAGCACCUACCCAGAGCUCAACUCCUCCAUCAAGAUGGAGGUGGGGAUUGAAGAUUGCCUGCAUAUUGAAUUUGAGUACAACAAGUCCAAGUAUCAUUUAAAAGAUGUGAUUGUUGGGAAGAUCUACUUCCUGCUUGUAAGGAUCAAGAUCAAGCACAUGGAAAUCGACAUCAUCAAGAGGGAGACCACGGGGACCGGGCCCAACGUGUAUCACGAGAAUGACACAAUAGCUAAAUACGAGAUCAUGGAUGGGGCACCAGUGAGAGGAGAGUCUAUCCCUAUUAGGCUCUUCCUUGCGGGCUAUGAGCUAACACCAACCAUGCGCGACAUCAAUAAGAAAUUCUCCGUGCGUUAUUACCUCAACCUAGUGCUGAUCGACGAAGAAGAGCGGCGCUAUUUUAAACAGCAGGAGGUAGUAUUAUGGCGCAAAGGAGACAUUGUGCGGAAAAGCAUGUCCCAUCAGGCGGCGAUUGCCUCGCAGCGGUUUGAAGGUACGUCCUCCCAGACAGAGAGCAGGACGCUCAGCCAAGCUUCAGAGAACAACGGGCGGCAGUGAGAGGCCCGCAGGUCACACCUUCUGCAAAACUUCCAUGUUCCUGGAGACGAUGCUAAAGGAGAAUAGCGAACGAAUCUUUCAACAGAUACUUGAGAACACAAAUUAUCUGUUGGGUUGUGUGUUUCUUUUUCUUUUUUGUCUUUCUUCAUUCCGUUCCCCCUGCCCCCGAGGACUAGUAACUUGAAGGAGAACGAGGGCAUCAGCGCAAGAGACAGCGACAAUGCCAUCUCCCUCUGUGUUCGGUAUUGCUCUGGUCUGAUGCGGUCCGAUGCUUUAAGAACAAAGGGAAUACACUAGGUGUUCUCACAAAUGAUGCUGAAAGCAGGGAAGGGUGCGUAUUUCGGAUGUUAAGGGCUCUGUUGGUUUGGAUAGAUGUUUUGAGUAUCUUUUUAAGCUCUCUGUCUCUUGUUACCACCAUUCGCUCAGGAAUCUCAGAGGUGCUUUUAAGCAUGCAUGAGUGAAAAUGCCCAUCCCAGCAUUUCCCCAAAAUUCUGAUAAAUGACGUCAGAACAGUUUUUAUUUAAAACUGGAGGCUCUCUUCAUCCUUGCAUUCCCCAAAGGUUUAUUUUUAAAAGUGUACAAGAAUGAGUGCAGAGCAGUGACAGGGGCAGAGAUGAGGGAGGUUCAGAGGAGCAAACGGGUGGGAGGGAACGCGGUUUCCUUUAAACCAUGGGAGUCAGUGAGCAAGGAAAGACCAUUCAGGCUUCAAUUAUGGCCAUAUUUUCAGGGCCUCUGCUGGGUUCUUUUAGCUCCCCCUGCUUUUUUUACUGUCCUUAGACUCUUUGCUUUUUUAUAGUCAGCACAGAACAAGGCAGUGUGGCCAAACUCGCCGAAUCCCAUCGGCGCUGAAGAGAAUGAAGCUAGUCUUCCGUGAGCCCAGACUAAAUUCUCCCCUGUUGUAUCUCUGCAUGCUCCACUGCUCUGCCUUUAGUACUUCCCCAACCAAUGGAAUGUAGUGGUGAGAGUGGUGGAAUAGGACUGGAGAGCUCUGGAUUCAAAUCCUCAACUCGACUGCGCAGCUUGCUUUGGGCCAGUCACACAGUCUCUCAGCUUAACAUCCUUACAGUGAUGCGAGGAUAAAGUGGACAGGAUGAGCAGAAAAAAAAUAUGGUAUCUACUCUGGGGUGGUGUUUUGUGCAAAGUCUUCGAUACGAUCAUUCAAACACUCCUAGCACAGAGGUGCAGCAGAAUUUCCUGGCCUCAGAGAACAGGCACUCCUACAGAGGCAGACAAGUUUGACUGCAGCUACUUUAAAUGUUUUGUUUGGAAGGGGGGGGGUGCAAUAUUGAAGUCUGCCCUCUGUUUUUAUCUGGAAAAAAACCAAGUGAGCAUGGUCUAUCAGAAUUAUGGGGAAUGGUGAUCUACUUCUUCAUCUGUCUGCUUUCUCCUGAGGGCUGGAGGGGUCCUUUGUACCAGCCCUUAAAAUCUUUCCUGAACUAUAUGAGCAAAAGAUCCAACCCUUCGAAAAGGAACUAAGGUGUAAGCUUUUUAAGUGGUUUGAGUAAUUCAGUGUAAAGAGUGAUGUUUUGUUCUGUAAGCGUGGGUUUAUCUCUUCUCCAUUUUUACCAUUCCCCGUCGCCUUUAUUUUGAUAAAUCUGCACUUUCUUAUCUAGCAGUGGGGUCUAAAGUACUCUGUGUCACUUUUAAACAUCCAGAAACUUGAUAGUCAAGCCCAUCUUCCUUCCUGCUAAACAGACCAUUUAUUCUACAUUAUUUUAAACCCUGUAGUAAACAUUUUUUUUUCUAAUUUGCCUUCUGAUGUCACUUUUAGGAUAUCUGUAUUAAGCUUCCUUCCCCUUCCAGAAACGAUAAAGACUAGGACCUCAAGAACCUCAACUUCUCUCCCCCAAAGCUGCUACAAUAUCCACAUUUUUAACAAUCUUGGGACGAAGGAGAAAGUUGUGGAGGUAUACUUUCAUCAUUGGUGAAGAGUGCCGCCAGUUCAUGGCUAACUUAUGAUGACCCCUGCUGGGGUUGUCAAGGCAAGAGAUGAACUGAGGUGAUUUGCCAUUGCCCACCUCUGUAUAGCAACCCUGGUCUUCCUUGGAAGUCUACCAUCCAAUUACUAACCAAGCUGACCCCACUUAGCUUCUGAGAUCUAAUGAGAUCGGACUUGCCUAGGCUAUCCAGGUCAGAGCAUGUUCACCAUUACAUAUAUAAAUAUAUAAAAUAAAAGGUCAUUACUGUAGUUGGUGAAAGACUCCCUUUUUAAAAAUUUAAAUGUGGCUUUAGAUGGUAGGGGUGUGUGUGUGCUCAGAUUCUACAGCUGCUCCAGACAAGCGAAUAAUGUCAUUAACUGUGUAGAAAUCAGCUUCUUAAGAAUCUUGGCUCGCUUUUUUUAAAACAAGGGUCCCCCCCCCCCCAUGGCUAUGACAAUGUAUGGAGCCGAGGUCUUUUGAAAUCAGACUCCACCGAGGUGGCUGCAUAAGAUUUCCUGUGGUUGAGGGCGGAACUUGAGAGCCCUAUGUAGCCCUUUGCCAAACCCUGGCAAAAGCCAGAAUUUAAGUGGAGUAUUAAAAAUUGCAGAUCCUAAAAUGAGAGAUUUUGCAAAGUAGUUUAAUUUGCAGGAUUUCUACAGAUUGCAGAAUUUGGCUUUUCUCGGUGCAGAAUUUAAACUGGGUGCAAAAUGUACAAGCGGAGAGUAUUUGCACUUUGCACAGUGGAUUCCUGCAGUUGGGAUGCUCUUUCAUUAAAGCUCGUGAGAAAAGUUUUCAGAAUAAUAACAACUUUACAUUAUCCGGGCAGCUUUGUGCUUCCAUUGCUUUGCAAACCACAGCGUCCAAGAGUUUGUUGUCAUCAGUAACGAGCGACUAUGGGCUGGGUUGCACUUCCCUGCUGGGCUGUGUUUGAUGAAUUCCAUGCACACUUUUUGUUUAGGUGCAUAGUCCAUUUUUAGCUACCCCUGGGCAGUAAAGCAACCAGCAUUAUUGCCUUUAUCUUCACUUUAUCGUGACAACCAUCUGGGGUGAUAGAUCACUCUCACUCCCAUAAGAAAUGAAUUUCCAGGAUGAUUUGGCCAGGGUUGCUUAGUGGAGGGGGAUAUCAGUCCCCGUACCCCAUGCUUGUGCACAAAUGCUGUUUAAUGUGUGAGAAGAUGCUAUGGCAUCUCUAAAGGGGAUGCUUUCACUCGUCGUAAUGUCUGCCUGUCUGCUUGCCAGAGUGAGUUUGUUGUGCUCUUUGCUCAUCAGCAAAGGCUUACAGUAGCCGUGGAGUCCUCCUACAUUCUAGGGAACACUAAAAGCCUCUCCUAGCCCCAGCGGAAGCUUCUUUCCCCCACCCUCACUAUAUAGGGAAGAGGCACAGCUUGCUUCGUCUUAUAGAAUCAUAGAGUUGGAAGGGGCCAUACAGACCAUCUAGUCCAACCCCCUGCCCAGUGCAAGAUGAGCCUAAAGCAUCCCUGACAAAGAUUCAUCCAGCCUCUUCUUGAAAACUGCCAGUGAAGGGGAGCUCACCACCUCCCUGGCAGCUGAUUCCACUUUUGAACUACUCUGACCGUGAAAAAGUUUUUCCUAAUAUCCAGCCGGUACCUUUGUGCAUGUAAUUUAAACCCAUUGCUUCGGGUCCUACCCUCUGCUGCCAACUGGAACAGCUCCUUGCCCUCCUCCAAAUGACAGCCUUUCAAAUAUUUAAAGAGAGCAAUCAUGUCCCCCCUCCAUCUCCUCCAAACUAAACAUUCCCAAGGCCCUCAGCCUUUCCUCGUAGGGCUCAGUCUCCAGACCCCUGAUCAUCCUUGGUUUGAGAGGUCAAUAUCAUGGUUGAGAGGUCAAUAUUACAAGUAGGAAACUUUCCCCAGCCUGUAGCAAAAGACGAUUGCUUUGUCAUCACGGAAAAGAGAUCAACCUGGAUAGCACUUGUCUGUCUUGCUCUUCUGCAGUUCUUCUUCAAAUGUGAUGUCUUGACUGUGGCAGGACAGCGGAGAAGCGUCUCAUUGUGUCUGUGAUAACUUUAACCAUCAAUCAGUAAUAAUUGAGCCAUUCUCCAUCCACCAGGCGUCCACACUGGGAUAGCAGCUAGUUCUCCAAAAACCCCAACAGAGCAACUUGAUUUCCCUUGUUUGUGUAGCAGAUGGGAAGCAUGACUUUUAAAAGCAAACAUUUUCCAGUUGCGUUGUCUGGUGUCUGCUCUGACGACCAACUUAGUCAAGAUGUAGUGAUAAAUCCUUAGUAAUUUUUCUAAAAAAAUACUUGUAUCACGUGCUUGUACAUAGGCUUGUGGUUCUUAAUCUUUGCUACGUAGAGAACCACUGUUUUGGGUUGCUUUUUAUGACUUCUUGCCCUGCGGCCCACCACCUGGAAGGAGGCUUGAAAGGUUUCCAGAUUAAAACAAAAUUGUGGGGUUUCUUAUGUGACUGAUAAGCCAGCAAAAAUGUAACAGAGAAGAUAUAUGUCACAGUUUCAGAUGCAUGCAGAGAAAGUACAGGAUGUGGCACUGGGUGUGAAAUGAAGUUUGCUGAGAUGCUUUGUUUUUUAAUAGUUUUUUAAAAGAGAACAACUUUCUAGCGUUGGUAAGACACGCUUGAAAGUAUGCCGGCCCUACAUGGCAUAAUUUCAAAAGCCAGAGUGGUGGCUGAAUCAGAGAAUCAUUUACUGCGAAUUGGGGAGCCAGGACUUCAGUUCUCUGUAUAUAGAUCCUUUCCUUUCUUUACAAAGCAGAAUAAACUAUUGCAAAAUAGUCAUUGCAGAUUUUGCAAAAUAACAUCUGAUUUGCGUAAUUUAUGCCAACUGUUCAGCCUUUUGUGUGUGCAGAAUUUUAAUUGUUUUAGCAGAUUGUACAAUUGUCUGAGCUCCAUAUCUACUAAGUACUCCCCGAGAGUGCUUAAAACUGCCCAUUCCACAUCUGGUUAUUGCUAGAAAAAGCCAUGUUAAAAUUCAGCUCCAGUGCAAGACAGCAUGGAUGCGGGAGACCCCAACUGACCUGUAUCAGCAGGAAUACCCCAACAUGACUUGCCAAUCUUCCAAAAGAUUCCGGGGGGGGGGGGGGGAGACCAUAUGUACUAAAUUAAGCAGUGCAAAUUGUAAAUUAAGCAUCUACAUUGUUUACAUGUUUCUUAAUUCAUUGUCUUUUAAAUGGUUGUAUUUUUAAAUGAUGGGAGUUCACUUUUUUUUGGUCUCUAAUUAAAAAAUAGCCAUUCUAGGCUC
Molecule: messenger RNA, 7072 nt
Organism: Eublepharis macularius
Lineage: Eukaryota; Metazoa; Chordata; Lepidosauria; Squamata; Eublepharidae
Gene: VPS26B
Product: VPS26 retromer complex component B
Exons: 6
Coding region: 924-1934 (336 amino acids)
Biological process (GO): retrograde transport, endosome to Golgi; intracellular protein transport
Cellular component (GO): endosome; retromer complex
Source: RefSeq, a predicted model, not a curated record